AUGCCCGGAAUCCAAACCUCAACCACCGCCUUCGACCCCACCGACCUCGCCUACACUCCCCCCAAAGGCGGCAUCCGCAAAAUCAUCGAAACUCCUUUACUCGAAGCCACCCCCGAAAACAUCAAAGGCUACGGCUCCAUCGUCGACACCCCCAAGGACUUCCCCAUCGAAAUCACCCGCUGGCCCGCCCAAGGCUGGCGACCCGUCGACGACAACUCGGGCGACCAAGGCGGCGUGACAGAGGGGAUCUUCGAAUUCUGGUGGAAAGGCGACACACUCUACGCGCGGAACAACGCCGUCGGAGACUCGUACCUCUUCGCGUGGUCGACUUACCCCGAAGAAGCCCGCACGAGCGGCUCCUCGAGCGUCCCACGCUCCAAAGCGCUCAUCUGGCGCGCAAACUACCACCCGGACGGCGGGCAGCUGUUCUUCCCGCUCGACGGGGCGAUGAGUUUCGUCGUGCCCCUGGCGCUGCCUGGCGAUGAUGUGAAGCCGGAGGACUUCAGGACGUUUCGGGUGAGUGGUGGGAAGGGACUGUAUAUCCAUCCGAACAUUUGGCAUGGAGCUGUUGUGCCGGAGGGGGAUGAGGGGAGGUUGUUGGAUCGGCAGGGACGGGUGCAUGCGAGGGUUAGCGUGGAUUUUGUGGAGGAGUUUGGGUGUUAUUUGGGGGUGUGCAGUGGGGCAGCGACGGUGUCUUGA
Zasmidium cellare ATCC 36951 is the source of this 699-nucleotide messenger RNA. RefSeq lists its product as uncharacterized. The coding region runs from base 1 to 699 and encodes 232 amino acids. The record is from RefSeq and is a predicted model, not a curated record. NCBI's taxonomy places the organism in Eukaryota, Fungi, Ascomycota, Dothideomycetes, Mycosphaerellales, Mycosphaerellaceae. Gene Ontology annotation, molecular function: ureidoglycolate hydrolase activity; ureidoglycolate lyase activity. The transcript has a single exon. Gene Ontology annotation, biological process: allantoin catabolic process.